Magallana angulata is the source of this 1976-nucleotide messenger RNA. Its product is annotated as carboxylesterase 1C-like. Lineage: Eukaryota; Metazoa; Mollusca; Bivalvia; Ostreida; Ostreidae. The transcript is spliced from 4 exons. The record is from RefSeq and is a predicted model, not a curated record. Bases 109 to 1830 code for a protein of 573 amino acids.
CAGUGUUUUUAAACGCCAGUAGAAGUGGGGCGCCUUACCGCUCUCGACAAUUUGCAGUGCCAAUCGAUGUAAUAGGAAUGUAAAGAUUUGUCUAAUUUUUCAAUAGAGAUGAUGAAGGUCUACAUUUUUUCGCUCACUUUGGUAGCAUCGUUAGUAAAAAGAAAUGACGUGGUUAAUGCCGUUGAAGUCAACACGACGUCAGGUUGGGUUAGAGGUUACGAGGAAAAUUAUGACGAUGGAAAAGUAUUUAGAUUUGUGAAAAUACCGUUUGCCAAACCUCCAAUCGGAAAACUCCGAUUUAGACCACCACAGCCUAUUGGAGAAUGGGAUGGUAUCCAAGGGAUAUCUGAAACAAAAUCCCCCGUAUGUCCCCAGUGGCACUUUCCUUCUCCUGGAUUCAAUUUUUCGGAGACAAAUGAAGAUUGUCUAUAUCUAGAUAUCUAUGUUCCUGGUAAAAUUUCAUUGGAACGUAGCCUGUCUGUCAUGGUAUGGAUUUUUGGGGGCGGCUUCAUAAUCGGUGCUGCUAAUCAGUACAAGCCACAACCAAUGGUUUUAAAAGGGGACAUCAUAGUCGUUACCAUCAAUUACAGACUUGGACUCUUAGGCUUCUUUACAAUGCAUGAUCCUCUGUUGUCGGGAAAUUACGGAAUAAUGGACCAGAUUGAGGCUCUCCGUUGGAUUCAUAACAACAUUGCUUCUUUCGGUGGAAACCCGAACUCAGUGACCAUCUUUGGGGAGUCAGCAGGUGGUAUGUCUGUUAGUUUGCUAACUUUGAUUCCAUCCAACGAAGGUUUGUUUCAACGAGCUAUAUCUCAAAGUGGGGUAGUGUCUACUGUUACCGUUGCAAAGAAGGAAUGGGAAAUAAGAACAAAAGAUCUAUUUUUAGAAAGAACAAAUUGCAGUGACAAAGGAGAUGUUGCAGAAACCUUAGAUUGUCUACAGAAAUUGCCUGUUGAAAAUAUUACAAACGCAAUAAUGUUACCUGAUAUAAUGGAUUCCCAAAACGUGUCUUAUCAAGCUGGGGGAUUAUAUCCAAGUGUAGAUGGCAAGCUAAUAGGUGAACAUCUAGCUUAUCCGAAAUCUCCUGAAGAUAAGAGCUAUGAAUUUUUCCGCUCUCUGGACUUUAUGUCUGGCACUCUAGACGGUGAAGGCAAUAUGCUGUACAUGGGCUUGACACCUGACGUUCAAAAGAAAUAUAACUUUAGCGUUACAGAAAAAAUUCCUAAAAGCGUCUUAUGUGAGAUGACAGCACCUGUCUUUGUUAAUAACGCAGUGGGAAAUGUUCCUGAAUUAGCUCAAGAAAUCUGUGAUUUCUACACUACCGCUGAAAGUAUUGAUGCCCAAAGUAAUAAAGUGUGCGAGUUUCAUGGCGAUUCGACUUUCAUCGUGCCAAGCAACUUAAUGUUGUCAACCCACGCCAAAGAUAACCCCCAAGCAAACACCUAUCAAUUUCUUAUAACCAAAACGAGACCCUUUCCUAUUGGAGGAGAUCCACCAUCUUGGUUUAAAGGAGCUGGGCACGCAGAUGAUUUGCGUUUUUUCUUCAACUUUUCAGAUAUAUUCGAAAUUCCCGAUGAGAAAAGGAAAGAAUAUGAUGAAGAUCAAGGCUUAUCUAAAAAAAUCAUCCAAUACUGGACUAACUUUGCCAAGUUUAGAAACCCAAAUGGAGAGAAUAUUCCUCUGUGGCCUUCCUAUGAAAUAAACAGAAAGCAAUACAUCAUCUUCGACACACCAAUUGAAACGGCAGAAAAUUUAAAAUCUGAAGCCACGGAUCUUCUUAGUAGAAUAUUGGAAACCGGCCGUCGUCACUUGACUCGUGAUGAGUUGUAAAAAAUUUAAGAAUGAAUGAUAUAGAUUAUGUCUCAAAACAAAUAUGGGUACUAUGUUUUUAUUGUUUUAGAUAUUAUAAAGAUAGAUCUAGAGGUGUUUUUUUCAUUUUGUAUACUUUUGUAGAUAAAUAAAAAUUUUAAAAAUAC